This is a messenger RNA of Mercurialis annua (annual mercury), 1353 nucleotides long. RefSeq names its product F-box protein CPR1-like. Gene Ontology annotation, molecular function: protein binding. The record is from RefSeq and is a predicted model, not a curated record. Lineage: Eukaryota; Viridiplantae; Streptophyta; Magnoliopsida; Malpighiales; Euphorbiaceae. The transcript has 2 exons. The coding region runs from base 165 to 1316 and encodes 383 amino acids.
UAGCUAGUAUAUAAGAGACUAGAUUAAAAAGAAAGUAGCAACAUUAUUACUGCUAUAGCAGCGUUAGUCUUGAUUAUAAAAUAAAAUAAAAUUGCAGCGCUUGCCUCUGGCGGCGGCAGCACCAGUCCAUCACCUCCACCGGCUGUUUCCAUAGAUUGCUUACCAUGAUUAUAUCUUCAUUAUGCAAAUUGUUUGAGCGGAAUGAGAUUAAGGAAAAUAACAGUAGGCCAUAUAUACCAGAUGACUUACUUCUCAACAUUCUGUCGAGAGUACCUGCUACGCCGUUGCUUCGUUUUAAAUCGGUGAAUCGCGAUUGGUAUUCGUUGAUUUCGAGCAAUGAAUUUCGUCAACGACAUCUUCAACAUCACGCUGACCACCCCGAUCAAAGGUACGGAAUCAUCCAAAUCGGGAACGCACACACCUUACAACCGUCCCUUUUGCUUCGCAUUAUGGGCAUUGCUGAUGAUCAUCAUGAACUUGUAGAGAUUGGAAAAGUUCACGGUCAUCAACUGGUCUUCGGGUCUUUUUUUUCCCCUCGGGUAUUUGGUUCCUGUAAUGGUUUAUUACUAAUAAGUCUUUCACUAGAUUUACAAGAUUUUAUUGUGUGGAAUCCCACAAUCAGAGCGCAUAGAAAAAUUGACAGAAAUAUUUCCGACGGGCCGAGAGAUGACGUACUGUAUAUGGCUGGACUCGGUUAUAACUGCUUGAAUGACAAUUACAAAAUUGUGGUGGCAGAAUCCGGUAAUUUGCAUGAUAACUCAAUCGAAGUUCAAAUUUAUGAUUUGAAACUGAGUAGUUGGAAGAUAAUUAAACGUUAUUUCCCCUACGAGUUCAAAUCAAGCACCACACCAGCUACUACUAUGGCAAAUGGAAUCCCACAUUGGCAUGUUAAAAGGAUGAUCGAUGACGACCAAAGUGUAAUUUUAUCUUUCGAUUUGGUUGCGGAGAAAUUCGAAGAAAUUAAUCUACCUGAAAAUAUACUUAAUUUUAAUUAUAUGUCUGCUAUAGACGGAUGUCUUUGUAUAGGCAUAAGAGAAUCUCUCUCACGUCCCGUAUAUGUUUGGCAAAUGAGAGAAUAUGGAAGGAAGAACUCUUGGAUUAAAUUAGAAAUUGUUUUGCCUCAUGUAGUUCGGGGUGGCCUUUACUCGAUGCCGAUCGGAUUUUUAGGAACGGAUCAAGUUGUAAUGAGUUUAGGUAGAGCAUGGUUAGCUAUAUUUGAUGUUUCUAAACGGCAAUAUAAGUUUGUUAUGCAGUCAUGGCUUAAUCUUUUUCAUACAGUAGCUUCAUUUGACGAAACCUUUGUAUCCCCUUAUUAAUGAAUAAAGGGUCAACGCGUCCUUUAAACUUGUGUCA